This is a messenger RNA of Cuscuta epithymum, 2139 nucleotides long. The record is from the annotation of a GenBank genome assembly. NCBI's taxonomy places the organism in Eukaryota, Viridiplantae, Streptophyta, Magnoliopsida, Solanales, Convolvulaceae.
CACCCAUCAAUCUCCAAGUCUCUCUAGUCUUCUCUCUUGUGGCUUGUGAGUUGCUUUGUUUUGUGAAUUCCGACUUCUUCAUUAGUCUUUAAUUCUUCUGUUCUGUUUGACUGUCUCGCAGCCUCGCAGCGUUAGGGAUUCAAUGGACUCAAUUACAACUUCUCUCAUGGGUUAUUUCGAUUCUAAAGAUCUCGCAAGAAAAUAUGAAGAUCUUCACUUGUAAUUUCUGUUCAAAAGUAACUAAGAGAUGGGGUUUUCGUCUGAAACAACAUCUUGUUGUGGGUUUAGGAACAUUACAAAAUGUCAUAAUUGUCCUGAACAUGUUCGAGAAGAAGUUAAAGCGUGUAUGUGGAAAAAACAAGCUUCUAAGGAAGAAAAAUUGAGUUGCUCCCAAAAGUGACCCAACUUAAGUAUGAUGGGGAUGCAAAAGAUGAUUUUGUUGAUCUCACAAAUAGAUUGCCAUCCCUCAAAAGAUCAAGAUAAAAGAGUCCAAUUGAUUCACAGGUCAUAGGAAUUUGCACAGGCCUGACAUCAUGAGAUUCACUACAUCUUUUAUCACUCUUUCUCAGUAUCACAAGCAGAAGAAUAGUUUGAGGAAGUUGGUGACCUUGAAAGAUUGGAGAUCUAGCGAAUGGUCAAGAGAAGCAGCUGGAAAGAAAGUUGCGUCAUAUUAUUGCAAGAGAGUUUCUGGAAGAGUGUUGUUUAUGAUUUGAAGUUGGCGGGUCCGCUUGUAAAAGUGUUGAGGACCGUCGAAGGAGAAAGAAAGCCGAUCAUGGGAUACAUAUAUGAAGCUAUGGAUAGGGUUAAGGAGACCAUUGCAAAAACUUUCGGAGAAAAAGAAGACGCUUAUAAGAAAACAUUUGAAAUGAUCGAUGAGAGAUGGCAAUGUCAGUUGCACCAGCCGUUGCAUGCCGCAGGGCUUUACUUGAAUCCGGAAUUCUUCUAUGAUGAUUCAGAACGCAUAAUGGACAAUGAAGAGGUGAUGAACGGCUUGUACGCUUGUAUCGCUAGAUUGGUUCAUGAUGUUGAAGGGCAAGAUAAAGCCAUCGAGGAGUUAGGUGCAUAUUCGAGUGCACAAGACUUGCAUUAUGGCAAGCCAUAAGGGAGAGAAAAUUAAAAUCUGUCGGUAGUGAUUAAUGAUUAUAACUUAUAAUUCUUUCUAUGACAAAUUAUAAUUUAAGUUUAUAAACUCAAAUGAUUUUCAGUUUUCAAUAAACUGGCCUUUCAUAUAAAACUCCCAAAACUGAAAUGCUAGCAAAUUGGUGGAACUCUUUUGGAUCAUUUGCUCCUAUUUUGAAGAAGUUCGCCAUUCGAGUGUACUUAACCUUACUUGUAGUGCCACGGGUUGUGAAAGAAAUUCCGGGUGUUUUUUAGCAUGUAAGUUCUAAUAUGCGAAUUAAACAUGCUAAUUUUCAUAUAUUUUAAAUUUCAAAAAUCUACAUAAUUGCAUUUUGACAAUUUCAUACUAAGAAGAGAAACUGAUUGGCACAAAGUCCUUUGAAUGACUUAGUUUUUGUGAAAUAUAACCAUGCUUUGAAAAGAUGGUAUGAGAGGAAAGACACCCUUGAUCCCAUUCUAUUAGAAGAGAUUAAACUAAUGAGCGGUUGCUUAGAAGAAUGGAAAAUGAUGAUGAGGAUGAUGGUUAUGUGUUUGAAGAUGACACUUUGACAUGGGGGCAGUUGUUAGAGAUGUUGGAGCAUUGAGCCUAAUUAUGUUACCCGAUCAGCAACUACGAACGAUUGGGCUAGCACAUCACAAAGUGACAAAAGCAUAAGAGUGUUGAAGAAGCUUGGGAGGAAGACUAGAGUAACUGAUGAUGAAGGAAAUGAUGAUAUUGAGGUUGCUACUCUUAAUAAUGAGGAUGAUGAUUGUGAUGAUAUCUAGGUUGCUACUCUGGAGUAACCUAGAUUUCACAACUUUGUUUGCUACUUUGCUUUUGUGACUUUUGGCAAUCAUACCAUUAAAUAUAUCUUAUUAUUUUGUUUCUUUUAUGACGUUUAUUAGGAUUAUUUAAUAGCUUGAAAUAUUUUCGAGAAGAGUGCUUCAUGUAGAAGUAAUAUAAGUUUAUAUUUACCAAAGAUAUGUGGUUUAUAUAAGUGAGACACGCUAGAGUAAAUCAAUGAAAUCGCCUCAUGUCAC